This is a messenger RNA of Neopelma chrysocephalum (saffron-crested tyrant-manakin), 1447 nucleotides long. Its product is annotated as junctional adhesion molecule-like. The record is from RefSeq and is a predicted model, not a curated record. The transcript is spliced from 9 exons. Gene Ontology annotation, cellular component: membrane. The coding region runs from base 193 to 1101 and encodes 302 amino acids. NCBI's taxonomy places the organism in Eukaryota, Metazoa, Chordata, Aves, Passeriformes, Pipridae.
CAAGCUGGACCUGAGAGAAGGAACCAAGUCUGGCAGGAGAAAUAUCUUGCAAGAUGAUUUAGCAACUGGUUCAGAUACUCCGAAUUGUUAACAACCAGUUCAGAUACUCCAGAUUUGCCACUGAAGAACCCUUCAUGCAAGACAAGUUGACUGCCCCAAGCCACACUGGUCUGUUUGGUAAAGGUGAUUUGGAUGUGUCAGCACCAUAAAAUACACAACAGCAGGAGUAAGAUGAAGGUGUUGCUGAGCCUGACUCUGGUGCUGACAUGGCUGGAGCCGAGCGGAGGGUCUGGCCGGGUGUUCACAGAGCCUCAGCUUCGAGCUAGCGCUGGGGACUCUGUGCUGCUGCAGUGCCACUUCCUAGACCUGGAGAACAAGGGCUGGACCGUGAGCAAGGUGGAUUGGAUACACAGGGCCAGGGCUGGCACUCAGGAGGAGGUGGUGUUUUUUUACUACAGCAACCGUGGGGUCCCCGCGGGCCGCUUCAAGCAGCGGGCGCAGUGGGAAGGGGACCUGUCCCGGCGGGACGGCUCCAUCCGGCUGCGGGACCUGCACGUGAACGACAGCGGCACCUACGAGUGUGAGAUCCGCCUGCAGCUCAACAGCAGCAUCUUCAAGAACCGCACGGUGCUGCACGUCAGCCCCCCGGCGCAGAGAGAAGGACGAGGAGCAGCAGGUGCCCAGGAGGUUGCACCCCUGAGAGACUCCGGGUUUUGGCCGGCGGUGGUGGGCUGUGGCUGCGUGGCCGUGGUGGUGGCGUUCCUGGCCGGACUCUGCGUGAGGAAGAGGUUUGCAGGCAACACGGCCCUGGAGAGGAUUGGAAACAGCAAGAGCAAAGCAGAGGAAGCGCUUUACUGCUCAAUCCCUGGAGCUGAGAUACCCAAGGCUGAACAGGAUGCCAAGAAGAAGAGGAGAGCUGAGGACACCUACAUAACCAUGCACCCCUCCCACUGCCGGGAGAACGGCGUCUACGUGGAGCUGUCCAAGAGGAUGAUCCCGGCAGAAUGGAUGGGAGAGGGGAGACAAGGUGAAGGACAAAGCCAGGAGCCCCACAGCAGACCAGAGCAGCCACUUCCCCGGGCUCCAGAGCAGGAGAAAUAACUGUGCUGGGGGAUGAAACCUCUUAGCCAGGUGUGUCCAAGACACCUUUGUCCCUUUGGGUGGCCAGAACUGGUGACACUUCACUGUGUGCUCCGUGCCAGGGCACUGCUGGGGGAUGGCCCACCCCAGCUGUCUGCAGAGGACCAGGGGAAACCUGUCCCUCUUGCCCCCUGGUCUCUGGAGAGGGGCACAGUGGGCACAGCCUCCACGCUCUAGCUUUGAGCCUGGUCCUGAGACAAGGAUCUCCAAGGGGGGACAUGCAGCAGGGGCCAUUAUGGUAUUAUUCUGGAGAUAAUAAAACUCAGGGACUCUUCCCUGUUCCUGUCUUCGUUUUACCUCUUGCUUA